AUGUCAGGAUCAGCCCCAGAGGAGCCUCAGACCUCUAUUCCUCAAAGCACAGCUAGUGUUCCUGAUCCUGCUCCGGUUGCUGUUGGACCUGGAGGCUCAAGUGAAGUUUCCUUUGGUGAGCAAAAUCUUAGCUUCACCACCACGGACGUCAGCCUGGUGGAGAUGAUGGAAAUUGAGUAUACCCAGCUGCAGCACAUACUUUACUCACAUGUGGAGGCACAAGCUAGUGAAGGUGAAGUGGAAGCUAGGCUCAAUUCUUUCUCCUUGCCUGGUAAUUCUGCAGACCCCCCUCUGCACCAAACCUCAUUGUACACCAGUCAGGAGGGGAGUUCAUCAAACUGCUCUAGGAACCAGUCAGUUUACCCAGUUACCUGUCAGUCAGGGUUACCUUCUGACAGCAGUUCGCUAAGUUCAAACCCACAUUUGGGCUACACUGACUUUCAGGAGCUCAGAAUGAUGUUACUUAGCGAGUCUAACCUCCCUUUGAACCAAACAGAUAAAACGCCUAACAGUAGCUCUGUAGAAGUCCCAGGACACAGUUUAGUAAAAGUUAAAUAUGGUGAAAAUUUUGCUGGGAUGAAUAAAGAAAACAUACUUGUUGAAAAUUCGGCACUGGCACCAGAGCCUAGAUCUAAAUCUGCAGUCAGAGUUCGGUUGGAAGACAGAUUCAACAGCAUCCAGACAGAAAACCCCAGAUGUCAAGAACCCCAAGAAUCUGGAGUAACUCUUAACAAUUUAGUAACGUUGAUUCGACAGCCGUCAGAACUGAUAGGUGUUCCUCUUCAUCAGCAAGCAAACAAGUGUGCUGCAUUAGGGAAAAAUAAGACUGCACCUGCCCCGCCUUCUUUACAGUUCACAUACCCGUUAUUUACUAUGAAUGCAUGUUCUACUGCUGGAAGUGCUAAUCCUUCACAGGCACAGACCUCCGGAACAUCUUGCACUGUUUUGGAAGCUGCCAAACAUCAAGACCUUGGGAUACCCAAGACAUUGUCUUUCUGUUAUCAGGAAAUUGAAUCCACAAAACAGACAGUAGAUGCUAUGAAUAAAGCUUUGCCUGAGGAAGUUUGGAUUAAAGUUGGAGAUACCUUAUGCAAGCAAGCGAUAAGCAGAAGAAGUUGCAGCCGAAUAAGCCCAUUGGAUCCAAACACAGAUCGCAAACCUCUUGGUGAAAUUCAAAAUAUGCGUGAUGAUAGCCAGAGUACUGCAUCUGCCCAGGGUCGCUGGCAGUCAGCACAGUCAAAUUCAAGUAUGCAGGUGCAAAGUGGUACACAGGAUGGAAUCGCUCAGCGAAGAGAAAGACAUAACCGCAUGGAGAGAGACAGAAGGCGCAGAAUCCGGAUUUGUUGUGAUGAGCUGAAUCUUCUGGUUCCAUUCUGUACUGUUGAUACUGAUAAGGCAACAACUUUACAAUGGACAACUGCAUUUCUGAAGUACAUUCGGGAAAGGCAUGGUGAUUCUCUGAAACAGGAAUUUGAGAGUGUGUUCUGUGGUAAAACAGGCAGGAGACUAAAAAUAGCAAGAUCAGACUCAUUUGUAACAUGCCCAGUGCAGGAAAACCGCAUGGCUAUGGAGACCAAGUAG
Messenger RNA from Haliaeetus leucocephalus (bald eagle), 1581 nucleotides. It is a transcript of the gene TCFL5, whose product is annotated as transcription factor-like 5 (basic helix-loop-helix). Gene Ontology annotation, molecular function: RNA polymerase II cis-regulatory region sequence-specific DNA binding; DNA-binding transcription factor activity, RNA polymerase II-specific; protein dimerization activity. Gene Ontology annotation, biological process: spermatogenesis; regulation of DNA-templated transcription. Gene Ontology annotation, cellular component: nucleus. NCBI's taxonomy places the organism in Eukaryota, Metazoa, Chordata, Aves, Accipitriformes, Accipitridae. The record is from RefSeq and is a predicted model, not a curated record.